AAGUUACAGUGUUUUUGAAACACGUUUGGCGGACUGUAUGGUGAACCGUACGUGCCUGAACCGUUAUGCUAAGUGGUGUUGGCUGGAGAUACAUUCACAAUGUGACUGAAGAUUAGUAUACCAGUGUCUCCUGCCUCCCCAGCAGCCCCCGUGUUGGACUAUACAAAGCUCGUGGGAUAUUAAGUUAUUCUUUAUCAAAUAUUAAAAGGGAAGUGAAAGCAGCUGCUCGUUUUAGAGGGGACUGAAGACUGAAGGCAGAUUGCCUGUCCCAGGCUAUCCAAAACGGAGUGUCUGAGGUUAUGGAGGAGGAAAGCAACUUGAAGAAACGAAAAAGCGAUCAACAAGGCAACCAGGGCUCUGAGACUGGUCAAGAGGUGGUGGAGAAGGUCAAAAAGCGACGAGGUCGACCUCCUGCUGAGAAGCUGCCACCUAACCCUCUCAAGCUCACAAAACAGAUGAACACUAUCGUAGACAUGGUCAUCAACUACAAGGACACGUUGGGGCGACAGAUCAGUAAAGGUUUCGUUCAGCUGCCCUCAAGAAAAGAGGUGCCGGAGUACUACGAACUCAUCCGGAAGCCAGUCGACUUCAGGAGGAUCAGGGAGAGAGUUCGUAAUCACAAAUACAGGUGCAUUCCAGACCUUGAAAAGGAUAUUAUGCAGAUGUGCCACAAUGCUCAGACGUUUAAUCUGGAAGGUUCUCAGAUUUUUGAGGACUCCAUUGUUUUAAAGUCUGUUUUUGAGAGUGCAAGACAGCGAAUUGUGGAACUCAGCGAGGAAGACAAUGAUGCCAUUGGAAGCAGUGAAGCAGAUGGUGGCCGUCUUUUAAACCUAAAGCAGACAACAAAACCCAAGUUGGAUGAAAAAAAGGAGAAAAAUCAAACUAGUCCUAGUAAUUCCAGCCCAAAGGAGGUCACAAACAGUGUCGAAGAUAUUGGAAAAGAAUGUGAGAAUUACACAAGAGGACUAUUAAGUUAGACGCCAAAUGACAGCUUCAUAUAACGAGCAUUGUAUGCCAUUUUAAGAACAUGGUAUGGUCAUUUCAGUCCAAUUUCCUUGAUGUUUCUUUCAAGGAUUUGCUCAGAAUGUGAUUUCUCAUAAUGGUAGCUUAAAACACCUUUGUAAACCUUUGUAUUCUAAAAACAACAUUGUUAAUGCAGUUUCCUUGCAUUAAUACAUCUGAAAUUGUCAUUGUUUUCAUGUAUUUAUAAAGUGUAAACAAGAACCAAAUAAUAGAACCAAAAUUGAUAAUAUCCUGGUGAAAAGGGUCUAUAAAUUCAGACUAUCUGAAAACCUUCACUCUUUUUUCCGCAAGGAUGGAAAAAUUAUAAUAUAACAUAUAUUGUAUAAUCAUUUAAAUGGAUUUAAAUGCAUUUAAGCUGUGCUAAAUUUGCAAGCUAUUAUGUCUCUGUUUCAGAGAAUUUUUAAUCAGUGGUUUUUGUGACUAUGAGCACUUGGUCAUCCCCUCUUUGUACAUUUCCCUUUCCUUCAUUAACUGUCAACAUCUUAAAAAAAAUAAAAAAGGUAAAUUUGUAUCUAGUAGCUCUUAAUCUUUCUUAAGUUAUCACAGGAUCUUAACUAUCUAUACGGAACUUGAGGCAUGAUGGCAAUGUAUUCUUUGGUGACAGAUCAGAUCCUGCCCUCAAAGAGAGGCACCUAUUGAUGAUGCUGUCACGUUUGUGUGCUCAGCUUAUGAUGGAUGGGGGAUGUGGUGUGUUUGUGGACAGAUUCUGGAAUGUAAAUGUAUGUGGUUUAUAUGAUGUGAACGGGAAAGAAGGUUUGAGACAUCAUCUUGCAAAAAUAAAAUAAUUUAUGAAAUUGGA
Molecule: messenger RNA, 1822 nt
Organism: Carassius carassius (crucian carp)
Lineage: Eukaryota; Metazoa; Chordata; Actinopteri; Cypriniformes; Cyprinidae
Product: probable global transcription activator SNF2L2
Exons: 6
Coding region: 300-977 (225 amino acids)
Biological process (GO): chromatin remodeling
Cellular component (GO): RSC-type complex
Molecular function (GO): protein binding
Source: RefSeq, a predicted model, not a curated record